UUGGUGGAGUUUGUCACCAAUCAGUUUGCGGCCCCAGCCAUUGGUGAUUUACUGUGUUUGCUGUGCGCGGGACAAUGUGCGCGUGUGGACCCAGCAAACAGCCCCAGCCAUUUUGAAUAAAGUUCACCCAGCCAUUCACCCACCUUUACCACACCUGUUUCUGGCGGGCUCUUCAACGGACAAGCUCCACACCUUGUGCAACGUCUUCACGUGUUGAAGGAUUAAAUCAACCAUGCUGCGCAUCCUGGUUCUGUCAGCCGUAGUCGUGCUGUCCUCUGCACAGGUCCGAAAUUGUCCAGACAAUGACUAUGGCCCUCGUGAGUGUACAUGCACCAUCGUAAACCUGGCAGGCAUCGACCACAGAAUAAUUGACUGCCAGGGGAAAAGUCUUCCCGCCGUUCCCGCUGGCAUCCCUGCCGACACGUUCUCACUCGAUCUCAGCAACAACGCCAUCACCGAACUCUCCGCGGAUGCCUUCACAUCUCUGAACGCACUCGAGCAGCUUCUGCUGUCAGGCAACCAGAUCACUGCCAUCCCAGACGGAGUGUUCCAAAGCUUGGAAGAUGUGAAGGUGUUGCGGCUGAACGAAAACGGAUUGACAACGCUGACCAAUGGGAUGUUCUCUAGCCUGGUUGCAUUAGAGAAGCUUGACUUAGAUGAUAACCGGAUCGAGACCAUCACUGGGUCACCGUUCAGCGGCCUGGCACGCCUGAGGGAGCUGAGGUUGAACGCCAACCGUAUUAUCAACCUACCGACCGCGGUGUUCCAGGGCUUGGCCGGUCUUCAGAAGCUGUUCCUGCACGACAACUUCAUCACCAGCGUCCCGUCACAGGCCAUCCGCAGCCUGAACACCCUCAUCGAGCUCCAUCUCGAGAACAACGACAUCCUCACCGUCGGAAACGACAGCUUCGUGGGCCUGACCUCCAUGCUGAACAUCUCGCUGAGCGGGCAGCCGGACCUGGUGGAGGUGCAGGCCUUUGCUCUGCGGGGGGUCAACAGGAACCUGGAGCGGCUGGAGAUCAGGGACUGUCCCAAACUCACCAUCCUGCAUGAGGAAACCUUCCGCGACUUCACACUGCUACAGCGUCUGGACUUGUCCAACAACAACAUCUCUCGUCUGCCCAAGGCUGCCCUGGAAAACCUGAACCGCCAGGCACUGGUCACACUAUCAGGUAACCCGUGGAUCUGCGACUGCCGUCUGUCGUGGCUGCGGGACUGGAUGGACGAGGCCGUCAUGAACCCUGACCUCCUGGACAUCAACAACGUGAUCUGCGAUGCGCCGCCCAAGCUGAAGGGUCAGCAGCUGGAGAUCGUGAACCGGUUUGAUCUGGACGACCCAGACGUGUGCAACCUGCUGAACCCGGCGGGGCAGAUCGGGGCGGGACCGGUCGUGGUCGCGUCGCUGUUCUCCCUGUUCUGCGCUCUCGCUUUAUCGUUCGCCGUGUGACGCUGCCUAGAAGCAAUGUGGUAGCUCUAAAACCUAGUACUUGUUUCUCUGUAUUUGAUCUAUUUUUUCUCUUUGUCAGAAAAUCAAGUAAGAAAUCAUGUACAAUGUGCAACAAAGGGUGUAAAAUGUGCAUCAUCAGUGUUUACCAGUCACAUUUUAGUCCUGAUUAUGGAAUGCUUUCUAAUCAACUUUAUGACUGAUGAUUCAAAUGUUUCUUAUAUACAGAAGGUGUGAUAUACCUUCGGCAAUGCCGUCUUUAAUUCAGAUCCUUUUGCAAUACAAUGUACAAUCUUGAAAAUUUGUCACUUUUCUUAGUGGCAGGAAAUGUUGUGAAAGAAGAAGUGGAUACUUUUCAAUAAUCAUCAUGCUGUGAUUCUUAGGAGUUUUCAUGAGCUGAAGGUUUUAACCAUACUACUAGUUGUUUUUUAAGGCUUUAUUAGGCAGUUUUUAUGUUUUUUUGUGUGUAUUAUGCUAUGUUGCACCAAGCUGUUACACAAUCUCCACUGAAUGUGAAUGUUUUAGGGAGUGGUUAAUCAACUGAUCUAUAAAACUUUGUAGAAUUAUUCCAUGACUUUCUUCAACUUUUAUUCUUUCUAUCAUUGUACAUUGUACUUAGAUGUAUGGCCUGUAUAACUGUUAAUCCCUUUCUUUGUGUUCAUUUUCCUGGUUUUACACUUGUCUUCUAUUCAUGUUACCAAACCACCACAUCCCCAUACUUUGAUAUGGAACAUCCCAAUUUUGAAAGCUUUUUGAUAGAGGCCAUCACUAGCUCUGCUUGUCAGUCACAGAAUGCUGUUGUAAGUGUUUUUCAAGUUUUAUUGAUGGCAAUUGCAAAUAAAAGCUCAGUGUGAACUUUGGUGGCA
Messenger RNA from Branchiostoma belcheri (Belcher's lancelet), 2310 nucleotides. RefSeq names its product leucine-rich repeat transmembrane protein FLRT1-like. Bases 233 to 1447 code for a protein of 404 amino acids. The transcript is spliced from 4 exons. The record is from RefSeq and is a predicted model, not a curated record. Gene Ontology annotation, molecular function: protein binding. NCBI's taxonomy places the organism in Eukaryota, Metazoa, Chordata, Leptocardii, Amphioxiformes, Branchiostomatidae. Gene Ontology annotation, cellular component: plasma membrane.